This is a messenger RNA of Heterobilharzia americana, 768 nucleotides long. The record is from the annotation of a GenBank genome assembly. Lineage: Eukaryota; Metazoa; Platyhelminthes; Trematoda; Strigeidida; Schistosomatidae.
AUGAAUUUGAUAUUAUUCUUUGCUUUACUAGGAGUUACGAUUUUCAGCGGUAUUAAAGGUUUUCCCAACAACCAUUAUAAUCCGUAUGAUGAUUAUGGUGAUGAGUAUUACUAUGAUGAUUCAGAAAUGAUGUCCUUCGUGCCAACACAGAAACCAGUGUAUCCAAGAAAUAAACCAAGCGUGCCAACACAGAAACCAGUGUAUCCAAGAAAUAAACCAAGCGUGCCAACACAGAAACCAGUGUAUCCAAGAAAUAAACCAAGCGUGCCAACACAGAAACCAGUGUAUCCAAGAAAUAAACCAAGCGUGCCAACACAGAAACCAGUGUAUCCAAGAAAUAAACCAAGCGUGCCAACACAGAAACCAGUGUAUCCAGGAAAUAAACCAAGCGUGCCAACACAGAAACCAGUGUAUCCAGGAAAUAAACCAAGCGUGCCAACACAGAAACCAGUGUAUCCAAGAAAUAAACCAAGCGUGCCAACACAGAAACCAGUUCAGUCAGUGAAUAAGAACCAUUGGUUCGAGGAAAUAUUCAUGAACGAAAAGCCUUACAUUCCUCUUUGGUUGAUCAGUCCGUUUUACUACUUUCAACAGACUUAUUUGUCGGUGUUUUUUCGCCUACUUAAAGAACUCCUUCGGCAAUAAGCCAUGACUUUUAAAAAGUUCUAAAAGUCGGUGAAGAUACCUUCUAAAUGUUCUUGGAAGCUACAAACAUUACGUUUUAUUGUACUUUGCUGCUAUAAAAAUUAAAAAUAUACGCUUUUGCUC